Molecule: messenger RNA, 11928 nt
Organism: Penicillium brevicompactum
Lineage: Eukaryota; Fungi; Ascomycota; Eurotiomycetes; Eurotiales; Aspergillaceae
Product: Acyl transferase/acyl hydrolase/lysophospholipase
Exons: 8
Coding region: 1-11928 (3975 amino acids)
Biological process (GO): fatty acid biosynthetic process; secondary metabolite biosynthetic process
Molecular function (GO): 3-oxoacyl-[acyl-carrier-protein] synthase activity; phosphopantetheine binding; fatty acid synthase activity
Source: RefSeq, a predicted model, not a curated record
AUGACGGGUGAUCGUGAACAGACCGGGGAGCCUAUUGCCAUUGUGGGAAGUGCUUGUCGCUUUCCAGGUGAUGCGACAACUCCCUCAAAGCUUUGGGACUUGCUCAAAGCACCUCGCGAUGUUCUCAGUGAGAUCCCGGACACUCGGUUCAGCACAAAAUCUUUCUUCCACCCUGACGGCCUCCACCAUGGUACAACAAAUGUUCGACACUCGUAUCUCUUGUCGGGUGAUCACCGAUUGUUUGACGCUCAGUUCUUCGGAACCAAACCAGUGGAAGCAAAUUCCAUUGACCCCCAGCAAAGAUUGCUGCUCGAAACCGUCUAUGAAGGCCUUGAGGCAGCUGGUAUCCCGAUGGAGACUCUCCAGGGGUCCGAUACUGCUGUCUAUGUUGGGCUCAUGACAAACGACUAUGCCGAUAUGCUUGGUCGAGAUGUUCAAAACUUCCCCACGUACUUUGCAUCGGGCACUGCUCGCAGCAUUCUAUCCAACCGAAUUUCCUACUUUUUUGACUGGCGUGGGCCGUCAAUGACAAUCGAUACAGCAUGUUCAUCGAGUCUCAUCGCGCUCCACCAAGCUGUGCAAAGCUUGCGCAGCGGCGAAACCAAUGUGGCAGUGGCGGCGGGAACCAAUCUUUUACUGGGACCCGAGCAGUACAUUGCAGAGAGCAAACUGAAGAUGCUUUCCCCAACUGGUCGCUCGCGCAUGUGGGAUAAGGGUGCCAAUGGUUACGCACGUGGUGAUGGCAUUGCUGCCGUUAUCCUCAAGCCUUUGAGCGCCGCACUAGCUGAUGGCGACCAUAUCGAGUGCAUUGUGAGGGAAACGGGCGCCAAUCAAGAUGGACGAACAAAGGGAAUCACCAUGCCUAAUCCAAUGGCUCAGGCGGAUCUCAUUAGAACGACUUACGCCCGGGCUGGACUUGACCUUUCGAAAAUAUGUGACCGACCGCAGUACUUCGAGGCCCAUGGAACUGGGACCCCGGCGGGUGACCCAGUCGAGGCUGAGGCGAUCAGCACUGCGUUCUUUGGACCGACCGCCAACUACGACCGCAAGGGUGAACAUGAGCAUCCUUUGUACGUUGGCUCAAUCAAGACUGUGAUUGGACAUACCGAGGGUACGGCCGGGCUUGCUGCUGUUCUCAAAGCGUCUCUUGCUUUACAGCAUGCAGUGAUCCCGCCCAACCUGCUUCUGAACGAAUUGAGCCCAACUGUGCGACCAUUUUACAACGAUCUUCAGAUCUUGAGCGAUGCCCAAGAAUGGCCCCCACUUCCAGAAAACACACCCCGUCGCGCGAGUGUCAAUAGUUUUGGAUUUGGUGGGGCCAAUGCUCAUGCAAUUCUGGAGGAAUUUAACCCACGUAUUCUACAACACAAGCCAAGAGGAGAGUACCAAGUUGUGGUCUCGCCGUUCAACUUCUCAGCAUCUUCGGAUAAGUCCUUGCUUGCAAAUGUUGCAGCAUAUUCAUCGUACUUGAACGAUCAUCCCCAUAUCAAUCUGCGGGAUCUGUCAUGGACCUUGAACUCGCGACGUUCAACAUUGCCGGUACGGCUGUCAAUCUCUGCCUCAACAACAGAUACCCUCAUCGCAAAAUUAGAUGAAGCAGUGCAGUCGUCGGCUGUCACACCAAGUGCACAAACGGCAAACAUCCGUUCGCCGAAGCUUCUAGGUGUAUUUACAGGACAGGGUGCACAAUGGGCUCGCAUGGGUGCCGAGCUACUCGAAAGUUCACCAGUAGUACGAGAUUGCAUUGUUAGGCUUGACCAGUCGUUGCAGGAGUUGCCCACUGAGCAUCGCCCACUCUGGUCUCUUCGGGAGGAACUCUUGAAAGACAAAGAAACAUCUCGCAUUGGGGAGGCGGCCUUUUCUCAGCCACUUUGCACCGCAGUUCAGGUCUCAUUAGUGCAACUUUUGACUGCAGCAAACCUCAGAUUCACCGCCGUCGUUGGUCAUUCAUCUGGUGAGAUUGCGGCUGCUUAUGCGGCUGGGUAUCUCAAUGAAGGAGACGCAAUCAGAAUCGCAUACUACCGUGGAUGGUCUCUUCAAUACGCAAAUGACACAGAGGGCCCGAAGGGUGCAAUGAUGGCUGCAGGUACCUCUUUUGAGGACGCCAAAGAACUUUGCGAAAUGUCAACACUUGAGAACAGGAUCUGUGUGGCUGCCAGCAAUUCCUCUGCCAGCGUCACACUCUCCGGUGACGCCGACGCGAUCGAUGAGGCUAGAGAGAUUCUAGAAGACGAGAAGAAGUUUGCACGUUUGCUGAAGGUUGACAAAGCUUACCAUUCGCAUCAUAUGCUGUCAUGCGCAGCGCCUUAUAUCGCCGCGAUAAAGAAGUGUGGGAUCACCAUUCAACCUCGUCCGAAGAAUAGCCCCACUUGGAUCUCUAGUGUGUACGGCGAAAACAUUGAGAACGUGAAUGAUAACCUUGCCGAUACAUACUGGAGCAACAACAUGAUCAACCCUGUCUUGUUUUCACAGGCUGUCACCUACGCUGUUGGUGCAGCUGGACCAUUUGACAUGUCGAUUGAAGUUGGACCCCACCCUGCUUUGAAAGGGCCUGCGUUACAGACAAUCUCAGAAGUUUCUGGCCAGACUUUGCCUUAUACUGGGACACUGAAAAGAGGUAAAAAUGACAGAGAGGCCUUCUCAUCCACACUCGGCGCUUUGUGGAUUGCGCUGGGAGAAGGUGUCGUGGAUUUCGCCGGGUUUGAGAGUAAAUCGAGCUACGCUACCCAACCACCGGAGCUGCUGAAAGGUCUCCCAUCCUACUCGUGGGAUCAUGAUCGUAUCUACUGGCAUGAAUCCCGAUCAUCCCUUACAUUCCGCACUGAAAGCGAAUCAUUCCACCCUUUGCUUGGCGUGAAGUGUCCAGAUGGAACGGACAAAGAGUUGCGCUGGCGUAACUAUCUACACCCCCGUGAGGUUUCCUGGCUAGCACAUCACCAAGUGCAAGGACAAAUGGUUUUCCCGGCAGCUGGAUACAUCUCUGCCGCGGUCGAGUCUGUCGUACAAAAGUACGGAUUGGAAACCUUACAUCUCAUUGACUUCCACGACAUUGUUAUCGGGCAGGCCUUGGUUCUCGAGGAAAAUGGCGGAGUGGAGACAGUCUUCAGACUCUCUAUCGAUCGAGUUGAGGGAGAUGUAGUGUUCGCAUCUUUUGCAUGUCAUUCGGACGCCAACAAAGGAUCAUCUACAAUGUCCUUGCAUGCAUCUGCAAAUCUCAAGAUUACCUUAGGCGAUCCCCAGAACAAUGUUCUCCCAGGACGAAGCGAACCCGAAGGACUGUUUCUUGAUUUGGAGACAGAUAGAUUCUACAACUCGGUCGGGGAGCUGGGCUUUGGAUAUACAGGUCCGUUCCAGGCCCUGUCAGAGCUGCGCAGGAAAAUGGACGAGGCAUCUGGGUUGAUUGCCGUUCCCGAAGCAGAUGAAACUGGUCAUUCGUUGAUCAUUCACCCUGCUUCUCUUGAUGGUGCCAUACAGUCUAUCAUGCUCGCGUACUCUUUCCCGGGCGAUGGACGUCUGCGCACUCUGUAUCUGCCAACGCGCAUAGACAGGCUCUGCUUGAACCCAUCGGCUUGUGCUGCCCUGGGUGCCCCAGGCGCCGGCCUUCCAUUCCAUUCUGUGGUUACCGAGGCCCGAUUUUCCGAACUGUCUGGCGACGUAGAUAUAUUCUCUUCGGAUGGAAUCAACACCUUGGUCCAACUUGAGGGGCUUCACACUACCCCACUUAAUCCAUUGACUUCUGCCAGCGAUGUACCUUUCUUCACGGAAGUGACGUGGGGAGUCGACGGGCCUAUGGAGGGCGAAUUCUGUGUUGACCAUGGAACUUCCAGUAUUGAGCACACCCUGGGGCUGGAUCUCGAGCACCGCGCAAAUGCUUCUUGGAAUCAUGCGCAUUUCCUUUCCUAUGUGGAUCAUUGCAUCUCAUCUGUUGCUACCUGCCAGCACAAAUUUGGAAACCGGGAAUGGACAAACGACACAAUUGAUGACAUUGUCCCGAUCAUUGAACGAAACUCCACUCAUAUCGAAUUUCAGGCUCUGCGGGAACUAGGUGGAAGUCUUGCUGCUAUCAUUCGUGGGGAUAAAAAUGCGCUCGAGAUACUGACGAAGGACAACAUGCUCGCCGAAAUUUACGCCCACUCGCUCGGGAUUGAGGUUUACUUGGAUGAGGUUGCUCGGAUUGCUCAUCAGAUCAGUCAUAGAUACCCCCAUCUUAACGUUCUGGAAAUUGGAGCUGGCGCUGGUGGUACAUCAGAACGUGUCAUGAGUGCAAUGGGGUCGGCUUUCGCUUCCUACACAUACUCGGAUAUCCUAGACACCCAGUUUGACGCCGCACGUGAAAGACUUUCAGAUCACCAGACCAAGAUGGCGUUCAAAUUGUUGGACAUCGAGAGAGACCUUGGAGAACAAGACUUCCAAGAGGCCUGUUUCGAUCUCGUGAUUGCCCCCAUGGCUUUGUAUGUGACCAAGAAUCUUGACGCAACGCUGGCAAAUGUACGCAAGCUCCUUAAGCCUGGUGGAUAUCUCAUUAUGCUUGAGAUCACAAACCCCGACGUGAUGCGAUUUGGGCUCAUUCUCGGAACUCUGCCUGGAUGGUGGCUGGGCUUUGAAGAGGGCCGAACACUGUCUCCAUGCAUUUCAACAGACAAGUGGGAAACGUUGUUGAAACAAGCCGGAUUUUCAGCAUUCGAGGCGCUUGCGCCGUGCUCACAGACCUCGCCCGUGCCAUUUUCUGUCAUGGUCACUCAAGCGGUGGAUCAUCGUGUUAACUUUAUCCGUGAUCCACUCGCUUCGAGUCAUCAACCGCUUGAUGUUGACGCUCUGACAAUCAUCGGGGGUAAAACUUCAUUAACAUCUAAACUCAUUGCAGAUAUUACAGUCGCUGUUCGUCGCCACUACAGCAAUGUCCAUACUGUCAGUUCACUAAGUGAUCUCGCACUGAAGAAACUUCCCGUCAUGGGUACCGUCGUCAGCUUGAUUGAACUUGAUGAGCCUGUUUUCAAGCAAAUCUCUGCCGAGGACUUGAACUCGUUCAAAGAGCUCUUCAAACAAAGCAAAAAUGUACUUUGGCUAGGACACGGGGCACAAGGCGACAAUCCAUAUGCGAACAUGUUCACCGGAGUCCAACGUACGUUGGUAAUUGAGAUGACUCAUCUUCACAUUCACUUCCUCAACUUGCAUUCGCUGGCUGAGGCAGACGGUAACAUUAUCGCAACCAAACUCCUCCAUCUUGAAGCCGCUGAGAUAUGGGAUCAGAAUGGUCAGCUCGAUGAUAUCCUCUGGUCCAACGAGGGGGAGCUUUUAUUGAAGAGUGGUCAAUUUCAAGUGCCACGGUUCCGUCUCAACACAAUUCGAAACGAUCGAUACAACUCUUCAAAGCGAUUGAUUACUAAAGAAGUCCCACGCUCCAAGGCUACCGUGUCCGUUCAACCAACAAAGCUGGGGUACCUGGUUGAGGAGCAAGAUAUUCAUUCAUCGCCUCCUUUCCAAAAUCACGUUGAAGUACACGUCACACAUUCUUUGUUACGUGCCCCGAAGGUUACCGAAAGCAGCAGUCUCUUCUUGGUGGCCGGCAAAAACGCACAGACUAACGAGUACGUUGUUGCUUUGUCCAACAGCUUGGGGUCCCGCGUCUACGCACCACGUGGGCUGGUGGCUCAAUGUGGAGAUACGGAAGAACAUGGAAUUCGUUCUCUUCUCACACUCUAUCUCCACUUCCUCGCCCUCUCCAUCUUCCACAAAACCCAAGCCGGGCAGACGUUGGGUGUACUCAACCCCGAUUUCUCUCUUGCCCCCCUUUUGACAAAAUAUGCUACGGAAAGAGGUGUGCAACUUGUGCUUUUGACAACACGGGAGGGACAUUGCUCCUGGCCAUGGAUUCGGAUUCACCCGAAUUCCACCAGACGUGAGCUUCUGGGGAAAUUGCCCCGCAACCUCGCUCGUCUUGUGGCAAUGGGCGGAAUGGGCGGAAUGGAUGAAGUCCUAUCUGUCUUGAAAUGUUGCUUUGAACCAAAUUGUCAGUUUGAAACUGAGGCUUCCUUGACUGCGGAUGUUCCCCCGUCUGAAUACAUGUCGGACAUGGCUCAGAUUACCAUGCAAUUCCAAAAUUCAUGGAGGAGGACCCAGUACGACUUAUUGCCUGUUGAUUUGCUAAGAUUUGCAUCUUUCCGACUGAAUGAUCUCAUCCGUGCCAACGCGCCAUUCGCGGCCCAAUCACUAAUUACAUGGGGCCAGUCGACCCUUGCCGUUCAGGUACAACCAGCAACCAAGCAUGUCAAGUUCUCUAAGGACAAAACAUACUGGCUAGUUGGACUGACUGGUGGACUUGGUCUAUCCCUUUGCCAAUGGAUGAGUCGACAGGGAGCACGUUUCAUUGCCAUAUCCAGUCGAAACCCAAAAAUCGAUGACCAGUGGCUAGCACGGAUGGCUGCUGGUGGAUGCACUGUUCGUGUUUUUUCCAAUGAUAUCACCAACCGCGACUCGGUUCAAGCAACAUAUCGCCGUAUCAGUGAGACGAUGCCUCCGAUUGCCGGAGUUGCGCAAGGCGCCAUGGUUCUACAAGACACAAUGUUCAUAGAUCUUGAUCUUCCACGCCUAGACAAGGUUUUGAACCCCAAGGUAGAGGGAAGCAUCUUGCUAGACGAACUUUUCCCCGAAAACACUUUGGACUUCAUGAUAUUUUUCUCAUCCAUGGCUGCUAUGACUGGAAAUCCCGGACAGGUGGCCUAUAAUGCCGCAAAUAUGUUCAUGGCAAGUUUAGCUGCACAACGCCGAAAGCGUGGCUUGGCUGGCCACGCAAUCAAUAUCGGGGCUAUCGUUGGCAACGGUUAUGUGACGCGAGAACUGAACAUGGGCCAGCAAUCUUACCUCUACAGAGUCGGACAUUCAUGGAUGUCCGAGCAGGACUUCCACGAAGUAUUUGCAGAAGGCGUUCUGUCUUGUUUGGAUAGAGUUGGGAGUGCUGAACUGUGCUGUGGCCUCAGAAUAGAUGAUGAUGAGUCCAAAAUCUGGGUCUCGAAUCCCAUGUUCCAGCACCUUGUCUACAAGUCGAGCAGUCUGGUUGUCGCGGAUAAGAAAGGCAAAGCUGGAGUCCUGGUCAAAACACGUCUUUUUGAAGCUACCACGUCCAAGGAGAUAGACGAGAUCUUGCAAGAUGGAUUUAUUUUGAAGCUUCAGUCAGCUUUGCAAGCAGAUCCCAAUAAGCCUAUGCUGGACAUGAGUCCAGAUGAGCUCGGAGUUGAUUCUUUGGUUGCAGUUGAUCUCCGCUCAUGGUUCCUCAAAGAGCUUGGUGUGGACAUGCCGGUGCUGAAAAUAUUCAAUGCUGCAUCAGUUCGAGAGCUGCUAGCCACAGCCGCAGAAGCCCUUCCGUCGACUUCAGUGCCAAACCUCAACACCACCGAGCAACCCGCUCAAAAUCUGACUCAGCCAGCUCUUCCAUCUAUAGAGGGGCAGGGCUCUACAGGUGGCCUUGUCGGUGAUGCAGCAGAAAUUGCGACGAAAGAUCACAUGCACAGUGACCGAUUUGCACUUCCCGAUGCAACCAACGCGUAUAGUGCGAGCUCUGUUGCUUCUCUGAACGCCGAUGAUUCAAAUUCAGAAAACAACGAGGAUACGUCCUCGUCGAUCUCCAGCGACCUCAACGAGCUAGAAGCACCCAAACGGGAGAUUGCGAGAAUAGUCCCAAUGUCAUAUGGACAGUCACGAUUUUGGUUCCUCAAACAUCUUGUGGAAAGCAAGACUGCUUUCAAUAUCACUCCAUCUUUCAAACUUUCAGGACGGCUCAAAGUGAUGGAGUUUGCGAAGGCCAUAGAGUUGGCUGGACAAAAUCAUGAGGCCUUGCGGACUUUCUUUUUCACUGAUGACCAACGCAAUCAUAUGCAAGGCGUUUGGGCUAAGUCAACUCUGCGAUUGGAGCACACCCACAUCACAGCGGAGAGCGAGGUCAAUGUGAUCAUCAAGCAGAUGAAAGACCACGUGUUCAAUCUUUCAGACGGUGAAAUUAUGCGUGUUCACUUGCUUUCGCUUGACCCCGAGACCCAUUGGGCGGUCUUUGGCUUCCAUCACAUCAAUAUGGAUGGUAUUAGCUUUGAGACAUUCUGGUCAGACGUGGAAAAGGCAUAUCAGGGCCAACAACUCUCAGCAGAAGGAAUUCAAUAUCCAGAUUUCACCGUGAGGCAGAUACAAGAACAUGCAAGUGGCGCAUGGGCCGCCGACCUGGUGUACUGGAAAUCCCAGUUCGUGGAGAUUCCAUCUGUGAUUCCAUUGCUUCCAUUUGCACUGCAAUCAGCACGGCCCAAGAUCGCGCAGUUUGGGUCUGAUACCACGUCUAUUCGUCUUAGUGCGACUGUAUCAGAAGCGAUCGAGCGUUGUUGUCGAAUGUUCAAAUCGACACCCUUCCACUUCCACCUUGCAGUAUGGCAAAUUUUCCUCUGGCGUUGGUUUGAUCUCGAACACGUUUGCAUUGGCCUAGGAGAUGGUAAUCGAACAGAGGCAGACACUAUCCGCAGUGUGGGUCUCUUCUUGAAUUUGUUGCCCAUCAAACUGUCUCGGCAGUCCGUUCAGUCUUUUGGAGAAUGUUUGAAGCAAGUUAGGGACGCUUCACAAGGAGCAUUCGCUCAUUCACGCGUGCCGUUUGAUGUGAUAUUGACAGAGCUCAACGUUCAACGCUCGGCUUCCCACAACCCUUUAUGCCAAGUCAUUUUCAACUAUCGGCCAAAAGCCGAACAGUCCAGGCAAUUUUGUGGACUUGUCGCCGAGGGUUCCCUUUUUGGUGGUGGUGAAACCUCCUUCGAUCUCGGUCUGGAUGUUGCGAAUGUGGGUGGUGGCGAAACUUUGGUCCACCUCUCUGUCCAGAAGAGUAUAUAUGGGAUAGAGCAGGCCGAAAUUUUGAUUCGAUCCUACUUGAACCUUCUACAAUCCUUUGUCCAGAACCCGGCGACCCGGGUGACAUGGCCUGAACUGCAUCCAAAAGUCGAAGUUGAGAAAGCAGUGUCAGCGGGACGAGGACCGGAGCUGAGGGAAGACUGGCCAUCUACCAUAGUCCACCGACUAGAUGAGGUCACCUUAUUGUACCCGGAUCGCGUCGCACUGAGGAGCCAAGAUAGCGAUUCCCUCACGUACAACCAGGUCCGUGAUCGAGUCGAUGUGAUUGCGACCGAGUUGUUAAGAAAUGGAGUCGGGGUCGGAACAAGAGUCGGUGUCUUUCAGACACCAGGCUCAGAUUGGAUUUGCUCUAUACUAGCCAUUUUCCGCGUCGGUGGUUCUUAUGUCCCGUUGGACAAGAAGGCUGGUCUCGAACGACUUGCGAUGAUUGCUGAAGAAACGCAGGCGCGUGUCAUCUUACUUGAUGCAAUCACCUUAACUGAUUAUGGGCAUUUACAUACUACGGCUGAACCCAUCAAUGUGGGGGACCUAGGUGGCUCUGUUGCGGGAACUGUUCCAAACAUGGCAACUUCUGGUCAAACGGCUGUUAUCAUGUAUACGAGUGGAACAACCGGGACUCCGAAGGGCAUCAAACUUCCGCAUUCGGCCUAUGUUCACCAUGCCCAAUCAGCGACGGGCCAGUGGAACCUGGGACAUGGGGUCGAGACCGUACUGCACCAAUCAUCCUACGCAUGGGACGCGUCUUUGUGGCAGAUUACGGUGUCCCUAUGUAUUGGAGCGACGAUAGUCAUUGCGUCUAACCUCACUCGAGGCGAUCCUGUCGCACUUACAGAUCUCAUCCUAUCAGAGCGGGUUACCUGUACCCUUGCUACCCCAACGGAGUAUUUAGCUUGGCUUCGCCACAACGGCGCCAGGUUGAAAACCUCGAACCUGUCGACUGCCAUAUGCGGUGGAGAGGUCUUAUCGGACGGAGUAAUUGGGGCAUUUAAGACUCUUCAAAAGCGAGAUCUGAGGCUGAUAAAUGCCUAUGGGCCAGCUGAGAUAACAUUCGCUUGCUCUGGGAAGGAGGUUGAUUACAACCAACCAACCGGUCAUGGACCCCCUGCUUGGCCUCUCUCCACCUUACCAAAUUACUCGGUAUGCAUCGUUGACCAACAGCUUAACCCUCUCCCCGUCGGAGUUCCUGGUGAAGUCAUUGUUGGGGGCGCAGGAGUUGCCCAGGGAUACCUGGAUGGCAAUAAAACCACCGAGCGCUUUUUGGAAGACAAGAAUGCCAGCGAUUUUUUUCAGCGCAAACAUUGGAAGUCAAUCUAUCGGACCGGUGAUCGAGGUAUGCUGGUAGAAAGUGGGUUGGUGCUUCUUGGUCGCAUGGAUGGCGACAAUCAAAUCAAAUUGCGAGGCAUGCGAGUCAAUCUCGAAGAGAUUGAGACUACAAUUGUCAAAGCUUCAGCUGGGGCUAUCACGCAGACAAUUGUCUCUGUUCGAUCCGACCCAGGCCCCAGCAAUGAUAAUCAAUUUCUUGUGGCUUUCGCCACAAUGGCUCAUAUUGAGCCUCUGGAAACCACAGCGCAAUUUCUACACCAUCUUCUACAGGAGCUACCUCUACCACACCACAUGCGACCAGCCGCCAUUGUUCCUGUCGAUAGCUUUCCUCAGAACACGUCGGGCAAAACAGACCGAAUCUCAGUUGAUCGAAUUGACAUUCCGCCCAUUGCGACCCAAACAUAUGACAAUUCAACUCUCUCGGUCUUCGAGACAAAGCUCCGUGAUCUUUGGCAGCAAGCCCUCCCCCAAGAACUUGCCAGCUAUCAUGCCAUCAAUUCACAAUCGGACUUUUUCCACGUCGGUGGCUCUUCCAUUGCCUUGGUAAAUCUACAAGCGCUGAUUAGAGAACAUUUUGGCGCCUCUGUGGCAUUGUAUCAACUCUUUGAAGCCAGCACUUUACACACAAUGGCUUCCAAGAUUCAAGAUCUCUCGCGCCCUCACCUCCAAAUGGAUGUAGAUUGGGAUGCAGAAGUGGAAGUGACACCUGAUAUCGUGUCACCUUUCGAUCAUGGUGAUGUCAGAACCAUUCCUUCUGGGGUAGGGGUUGUCUUGCUUACAGGAUCAACGGGGUUCCUUGGGAAAGAAAUCCUCCGUCUUUUGUUGAAUGAUGAGCGGGUUCUUAUGGUUCAUUGUCUUGCGGUCAGGAGACGUUCCACAUCACUUCCUGACUUGUUCGGUCACCCCAAGGUGCAAUUGCACUUCGGUGAUCUUGGGGCUCCUUUAUUGGGACUUUCGGGCGCUGAAGCCAAUUCCAUCUUCUCUCGUGCAGAUAUGAUCAUUCACAAUGGGGCCGACGUAUCGUUCAUGAAAUCCUAUCAUACCCUCAAGCUUAUCAAUGUCGCAUCGACCAGAGAACUCGCGAAACUCGCCUUGCCUCGCCGGAUCCCAUUCCACUUCAUCUCUUCCGCCGGUGUGGCCCGUCUUGCAGGCCAGGAAAGUUUUGGUGAGGUUUCAGUCUCAUCAUUCCGUCCCUCGUCCCCACCCUCGGAUGGUUAUAUUGCUGCUAAGUGGGCGAGCGAGGUCUUCUUGGAAAACCUGAAUCGAGAUUACUCUCUCCCUGUCUGGAUCCACCGUCCAUCAAGCAUUACCGGAACCGAUGCACCUGAGCUGGAUUUGAUGGGUAACGUCAUGCGCUACGCCAAGGAGACACAGAAACUACCAGACUCGAGCUUGUGGACUGGAGUCUUUGACCUCAUAUCCGUGGAGUCAGCCGCUAGUCAACUCUUGGAAAUUGUCUACCAGUCCGGUCUGUCUGAAGCACGAGCAAAUCAUGUGACAUAUAUUUAUGAGUCUGGCGAGAUGGAGAUCGGGCGUGAUGAAAUUAUGCCUCUUCUGGAGUCUGGGACUGGUCUAGGAUUCCAGAUCGUUGCACUUGAAGACUGGGUUCUUGCGGCAGAAGAAGCGGGAAUGAGUCCCUUGCUGGGAGAAUAUCUGCGCAGAGCAUCAGAUGGGCAAGUUCUGCUCCCGAGGUUGCUGAGAGGAAUCACUACCUCUCGACAUGAAUAA